Poecilia latipinna (sailfin molly) is the source of this 1193-nucleotide messenger RNA. RefSeq lists its product as uncharacterized. The record is from RefSeq and is a predicted model, not a curated record. Bases 125 to 793 code for a protein of 222 amino acids. Lineage: Eukaryota; Metazoa; Chordata; Actinopteri; Cyprinodontiformes; Poeciliidae. The transcript is spliced from 10 exons.
ACUGUUUUUUGCCUGUCGGUCGAAUUUGUGGGUUGUAUCUUUGAGUUCUUCUGAUCUUCCUCGUCAUGCAGUCAGACACUUAUCUUCUCUCAAAGGUUAUGAACAUCUUAAAUCUGCCUUCACCAUGAUGGGAUGCCUGGUUUUUAUCAUUCUUUUGGGUUCUUUUCACGAGGUGCAAGUCAUACAAGCUCUUCCUCAGGCUAAACUAACAGUGAAUUCAUCAUCAAUCACAGAAACAGAUUCAGUCACAAUAAGCUGCGAGGCUCCAGCUCAUCCUUCUGUGAAUCUGUGUUAUUUCCAUGUGAAAGGAGGAACUCUAACACCUUUCCCCUGCAUGAAGACAAUCACAGGAACUGAGCUGCUGCUGAUGGCAAAGCAAAAGUCAUCAUGUGUGGUUGAAGUGACAUGUUAUUAUAUUGGGGACAGAAAAUCUCCAUCUCCUGACAGUGACACGGUCCAUAUUACUAUAAUGUCUUCAAGUGUCACUUCCAGUUAUAAAGUGGCGGCCAUUACAGAAAAAGCAGGAAAUCAUGAAGCUAAAGGCAAAAAUAUAGAAAAUGAAUCACAGAAGAGAAAACAAACCAACAUUGCAGAUCAGUCUGUACAGAUGAUUGAUAACACAGAGAUGUUACAAAGAGACGCCAUCUACAGUAUUGUCACAUCUGCACCUGCUGCUGACUGGUCUACAGAUUCUGAUAAAUCUACCUUUGAAGAUUCUUCAGCUGAAGACCCUGACGUGGACAGUGUGUACUACACCAUCCCCCCUCCAUUAUCUACGGGUGACGGGGUGUAGAGCGGCGGGCUCCAGUCCCAAACGGCCGGAGUUCUGCAACCUUUAGACGUCUCUCUGCUUCAUCACAUCUGGCUCCAAUAUUAGCUCAUCAGCAGAGCUCUGUGCAGCUUGACUGCAUGCAUGUCAGUGAGGCAGUUUUGCCUUUUAAUUCAAGCCGCCACUGCUUAGAGAGCACAACCUGUUUAUUUCAGAGAUUUCUCAUAUUUUAUGAGGGCAACCUUUCUUUCUGUGUCUUUGUAGAGCACCUUGGUCAGAAUAAAUUGCUUUUAAUGUGCUUGAUAAAUACAUUUUUAUUUAGUUUUGACCUCUGUCUGAUAAUUUGUAUGAGCAAAUAGACUCUUGCAGUCUGUUUGUUCAGAAUAUUUGAACUUUCCUGUACUAUAAUUAGGCAGCCUUUUUA